CGACUGGCGCGCGAACAACACCAUCAUCGAAGAUGAAGAGUGGAUCGUCAACGGGCGCGCGAUUGCUCGUCGGAAUCAUUUGCGGGAUGAUUCUGUUCGAUCGUGGGAAUGCGCUGGCGGGCAGCGAGAUCUACGCGAAAACGUUUCCCAGCCAACAACAUCCGUCUGACCCGUGCUACGACGAGGACAGGCCGCGACGAUGCAUACCGAAUUUCGUGAAUGCGGCGUUCGGCGCGGCGAUCGAGGCCUCCUCGACCUGCGGAAGCGGCGGCCCCACGAGGUAUUGCGACGUGAUCGAGCAGCCAGGAGGUAGCACGGGUAUAGGUCAGUGCCAUAUCUGCGACGACAGCACGCCGCGGCGCCGUUUCCCCGCAAGUUACCUGACAGACGUGAGCAACCCCAACAACGUGACCUGUUGGCGGAGCGAGCCGCUCGUCACGUCGCAGAGCUUCUCCGCGCCGCCAGACAACGUGACCUUGACCCUCUCCCUGGGAAAAAAAUACGAGCUGACCUACGUCAGCCUGCAAUUCUGCCCGAAGGCGGCCAAGCCGGACUCGAUCGCAAUUUACAAAUCGAUGGACUACGGGAAGACCUGGCAACCUUUCCAAUUCUAUUCGUCCCAAUGCCGCCGUGUCUACGGAAGGCCGAAUCGGGCGACCAUCACCAAGGCGAACGAGCAAGAGGCGAGAUGCACCGACAGUCACCGAUACACAGGCGGCAACGGGCUCGCGCCCGUCGGAAGGAUCGCGUUCAGCACCCUCGAAGGCCGGCCGUCGGCUUCCGAUUUCGACAAUUCCCCGGUGCUCCAGGAUUGGGUUACCGCGACCGACGUCCGCGUCGUGUUCAAUCGGCUCCACAUGCCCCAACAACCGUCCCAGGAGCAAGUGUUGCAGCUCGGCGGCGGGAACACCGGCGACGACCACGGCCUCGGCCUUGAGGAGUUGGCGAAACGCGAGAGGGAGCGGGAGGAGAGGUUGAAGAACCAGAAGAGCCUGGGCCGGGGCUCGCUCGACCCUCUGGCGACCGCUUUGCCCUCGGUGCACCAGGUGAUCGCCCCCCAAGAGAUGCAAUCGAACGACGCGGUUGAGGAGGGUGAAGGCGGAGGAGGAGGGGGAGGGGGAGGCGGUUUCGCGGCUGUCACCGUUUCGACCACGACGAGCAGCACCCUUGCGGGCGGCCUCGGGACGAGCACGCUCGCCCAUCACUACGCCGUCUCCGACUUCGCCGUCGGCGGCAGGUGCAAGUGCAACGGCCACGCGGCGAGGUGUAUCCAAGGCAAGGACGGCGAGGUCGCCUGCGAGUGCAGGCACAACACCGCUGGCAGAGACUGCGAGAGAUGUCGGCCGUUCCACUUCGAUCGACCCUGGGCACGAGCCACCGCCAGGGAUGCCAACGAAUGCAAAGAAUGCAAUUGCAAUCUCCACGCAAGAAAGUGCAGAUUCAACAUGGAACUGUACAAGCUGUCGGGACGUGUCAGCGGAGGCGUUUGUCUGCAGUGCCGGCAUUUUACGGCAGGAAGACACUGUCACUAUUGUCGGGAAGGUUACUACAGGGAUCCGGCCAGACCGAUCCAACAUCGUAAGGCCUGCAAACCGUGUGACUGUCAUCCGAUCGGCGCUUCCGGAAAAACUUGUAACCAAAGUACCGGCCAAUGCCCGUGUAAAGACGGUGUAACUGGUACUACUUGUAAUAGAUGUGCCAGAGGUUACCAACAGAGUAGAUCGCAUAUUGCACCUUGCAUCAAAAUACCGAGGGUUGUGCAGACUCAAGGCACGGCCGGCGAGGAGAGCGGAGAGCACGAAGACGACGACGACGACCGCGGUUACGAUGGACGAGCCGAUCAAUGUGGAAAAUGUCGGGCCAGCACCAAAAGAUUAAACCUAAACAAGUAUUGCAAAAGAGAUUAUGCUAUUCUGGGCAGAAUAACAGACAGGCACAAAAAGAACGAUGGCUCCUCAGCUGGAACAAGCGUUUCCGGUUCAGUUUGGAUACGCUUCACUUUGAAUGUUGAUUUCAUAUAUAAAAAAUCUCCAAAUUCGAGGAUUCGUCGUGGCGAUGUGUUCCUCUACGUACAUUCGGCUGAUUUGGCCUGUAGAUGCCCAAAAAUCAAGCCAAAUAGGUCGUAUUUGAUUCUUGGCCAAGAGAGCGACGGCGGAGGUCAAGGUGGGCUGACAGUGACGCAACGAUCGAUCGUGAUCGAGUGGCGCGACGAGUGGCAUCGUAGAAUGCGACGUUUCCAGCGGAGGCGAAAUCGUGCCAUUGAACUAAUUCUCAUCGCAUCGAGGAAAUUUAGACGAGGAGAAAGAGGGGGAGAUGAAGCGAGCAGCAAGGAGAGAGAGAGAGAGAGAGAGAGAGGAGGAGAAGAGAAGAGAGACAAGCAAGAGAGAUAGAGAGAGAAAAAAAACAAGAUAGAAGCUUAAAACUUUUGCCCGUAUACGUAUUUAGAAAAGGGUGCACAUUCAUUUUCAAAAAAACUGCCAAUAGUUGUAACUAUCGCAUACCUAACUUCUCGCACGAAAUAUAAAAAUACUCUCGACGACGUCCUAAGAUUAAUGAUAAGUAAACGAAGAAACG
Molecule: messenger RNA, 2574 nt
Organism: Apis florea (little honeybee)
Lineage: Eukaryota; Metazoa; Arthropoda; Insecta; Hymenoptera; Apidae
Product: netrin-1
Biological process (GO): motor neuron axon guidance; animal organ morphogenesis; tissue development
Cellular component (GO): basement membrane
Molecular function (GO): protein binding
Source: RefSeq, a predicted model, not a curated record